AUGACAUUAAAACAUUUCCAAAAUAGUUAUAUAGAAGUAUUUGGUUUUGGAAGAGGAAAAGAUAAUUCUCAAUCGGAUGAGUACGGGAACAAAUCAACAACACAAGCAGAAUCGAAAGUGCUGGUGGAUAAUAGUUGUGAGGCGUCUCUUGCCGCAUCUGCACAAUGUCCACCGAUGCCAGAUCUUACGGGUCUUACCAACGAAGAAAUACAAAUAAUAACAAAUGUCUUCCGGCGUCAAGAGCAGUUUGAAGUCGAAACUAAAGACAGAAUUAGGAACAUAAAGAUGGCACUUGAAAAAUACGAGACACUAUCUACUGAGUUUGCUACCCAGAAAACCAGUGGUUACGUCGAUCUUCGUCUCUGCCAACUGUGUUUCCGAGUGAAAUUCCCCGACGGAAUUGGACGAGUUUGUUGUGAUUGCGAAAAGAGAGUCUGCCAUAAAUGUGGUUCCUUUGCAAGACCAAGAUGGGAUCCUAAAAGAAGUAAGAGUAUACGCGGGAAAUGGCGGUGCGCUCAUUGUCAACUACGAAGAGAGAUGAUGUGCAAGACGGGUACAUGGUAUCAUGGAGAUGAUACAGUUGAUACCAUCGAUAGUAGUGAAUCAACAAUCAAGCCAAAAUUGGAGAAUGAGGAUGCCAUUACUACAUUGGUGGAUCUGAUGUACAACAAACAAGAUGCGGACAAAUAUCUGUCGAAUGUAAAUAAGGAUACUCUGACGGAUGUGUCGUCUGAUGUUUUCCGUUCAGCUGUUGAAACAGAAGGUCACCCGACCAUUGCCCAGAACCCGGUUAAUCGUAGAUCCUAUCGUGCUCGGAGUUUGCCAACUGGAUACACCUGUGAAUAUAGAGACGAAGAAGCGUCAGGGGACACAGAACAAUUCGAAACGGAAAGGAAAAUGCGAAGGAAAAAAAGACUCGAUCGCAAAUUUCGCCGUCGGUCUGUACUUCGCAAUCGAUCUGAAUUUGAUCGAGAAAUUCCUGAAAUUAUUGUAAACCCUCCCGAAGAGCCAUAUCGACGCUCGGCACGAUCCCGCACUCUUUCAGCUUCGUCCGUUAGCAGUAGAAAACAACAAGAGAAUAAUGUUAAACGUAAGCCAAUUCGUAAAGGAGACAUAGUGUGCGAUGAGAAAAAGAACGAGAAACUUACCGAGAAAAGAAGUGACAGCCACAAUAAGAUACAACGGCAGGAUGCAGUCUGCUACAGUAGUUCAUCUAACAGCUUAACCUCAGAGAGUAAGGUUGAUAUACAGGGGAAUGACAAAACUAAAACACUGGAAGCAAAUGAUUACACCAUUAAAAAAUCGUCUGCUGAUGAAAAGAAAAAUAGAUUCCGUUCAGUGAGUUUGACUCCUACACGUGUUCGAACGCUCGAUGUAACGCCAGUAUUUCGCUCUAGUACCUACGAUGUACCAAUGGUCAGAGGGAAUGAUCUACUUGCACCAGACACUAGUCCUAACAAAUGUCGAAGGAUCACCCUACCUUUGUGCCAAGAUCUGGGUUUGGCUGCUCAAAAAGCCAAAGGAGAUCAAGUGAAUGUACCACCUUCAAAUCCACACGAAGUGAUUUUGCAUCGAAACAAGGAUGAUAGCAGUUGCCGAACUCGAGGACUUGGAAUGCGUGUUAUCGGAGGAAAACAAGGAAAAUGGGGACGAAUGGGUGCUUAUGUGACGAAUGUAGAAGAAGGAGGCCCUGCCGAUUUACAAGGAAACAUUCGAGAAGGUGAUCAAAUAAUAACAUGGGAUGGACAAUCAUUAGUAGACGUUACAUUUGAGGAAGCACAGGAAAUAAUGGAUCAUUCCGGUAAUAUUGUGCAGAUUGUCAUUUGGCAUCGACCAGUCACUGAAGAGGAAACCGUUGCUCCGACUGCGGCAUCAAGACGGGAAAAAUUCCAAAGAGCAGACACAACGGAUAUGGAGUUGACGCAGUCAACAAACAAGGAAUUCGAAAGUUUUGGAGUACGGCGGAAAAAGAGAAUACUUCCGAAAACCCCGUUGGAGAUAAAGAAGGAUACUACACGCUUGAUCACGGGGCGUCUACAAAUGAAACUUAACUACAAACCAGAACAAAUGAAAUUAUUUGUGACUUUAAUAAAAGUGACAAAUUUAGUUCCUCCAGAGAAACCCGAAAGAAAAAUACCUAACCCUGUUGCUAUGCUACAUUUGCUACCCAAAAGAAAUGAAUCACAAGUUUUCGAAACCACAACAAUUUUGGAAUGCUCGUCACCAGAGUGGAACGAAACUUUUACGUUCGUUGAAAUCCCUCCUUCGCGGUUCAAGUCCUUGACGCUUGAAAUAACUUUGUGGUCAUUUAACAAAUCGGCUGACGAUGAUUUCAUAGGAGAAGUUCUGAUGGACUUGUACGAUGCCCCUAUGGACAAUCAGCUAAUUUGGUAUGAUCUAGAGGAUCACGAUGAGAACAGUUCUCCUCUGCCAGAACGCCAGCAAUUCUUUCCUGACAACUCACCAAUGAGUUCAGCAUCGACAGAAACAUCACGUGCCGGGACCCCGUGUCGUGGGUCUCCGAGUCCAAUAAACAGGAGUCCUGCUCAUUCUUUUAGUCAAAGAAGCGUUUCGGGCAUACCAAAUUAUGAAAAGCGGAAACAUUUACUCACACAUACCAAAAAAUCUCCUGCCCGAGAUAAGUUAGACGCACCAUUUGGACGGAUUUCCCCUUUGCACUCCCCAGCUAGCAGUGAAGAUUCUUAUAUUGUGCAGCCAGGCCAGAAUAAUUUAGUUACAAGUGAUUAUCUGCCUCAACACCAACAUACCAUAAGCGAAUAUUUGAUACAUCAACGCUUGACCUUAGUUACUGACCCAACGCUUAGCGCGUGCCUUCAGCCAAGCUCAGGUGUCCAUCGCAAUUCCCUGAGUAAGAAGGUGAAGCGAAAGAUGUCACAAGCAGUUAUGAAAGUUUCGGCAUCAUUGGCAGCAUCUGAUUGUCGAGAAAGCAACGAAAGUCUCCCUUCGGUAAAACUCUCCGAGUCAGAUUUACAUACCUUAAUAGUAGAGGAUUUCUCCCAGCCGGUCAACCGCAGUGUUAGUGCUGGCAACGUUCACACCUUGGACAUUAAAGACUAUUUGCUGCCAUCUUCACUGCAGAACAGAGGUAGUGCACCGCAGUUAGGAGAUCUUGCUACACCUCUGUCGCAGGCAACUAGUAUUACGAGUCUUCAUGCAGAUACCACAUCAGCUGAAUUACUUAGAAGUACACAAACUUCACCUUUACUUCAACAUAUUCAUAAUGUACCGGAGUUGCCAUGCCAAGGACCAGGGCAGAUCGAAGCUGUACAGCCAGGUGAUGAAACGAAAGGAUGCAUGAAACUUGGUUUUAUAGUUACGAAGGGUCAGUUAGAAAUCAGUGUAAUCACAGCUCAUGGUUUAUCAAGACCAGACAAAUCUGUGCCACAAGAAACCUAUGUGAAAACAUAUCUGAUGCAAGGAAAUAAAACGAUGCAGAAGAAGAAAACGAGCGUGAACAAAGAAGGUGUGAAUCCAAGCUAUAGAGAGAAGAUAAAAUAUUCUGCCUGUAAUGCUCUUGGAAGACACUUAAAGAUUAACGUUUGGGAAAAACAGAAAACUUUCGAUAAGAAAGUCUGUCUUGGAGAAAUCGUGGUAAAAUUAGAAAAUUUGGAUUUGAGCAGGCAUACAGUUGGCUGGUAUCAACUAUUCUCACCUGGAGCUACAGACAUGAGUUCUGAUGAAGCCUUUUCCCAUUGGUAAUCAUUAAAACUAUGAAGAAAGUCUUGGGGACGCAGUUUUUGGAAAAGAGCGACAGAAACAAACUUGAUGGAGAUAGAAAUGCAGUUCUCAUCUCUAGUAAAGAACGACCGAUGUGUUGCUGUGUCUUCAACUUUAUCUUGAAACAUUUGCUUAAAAUUGGUUUAUGGUUGUCUUCAAAAUAUUCCAAGAUGGAAUGGACAUGAAAAGCUACCGGAUUUGUGUAAAUAUAUAUAAUCUGCCAAAUUUUCUGAUACUGCGGGACGCUAUUAUAAUGAGAUGACAACCCAGCAAAAUCGUUUUUCGAUUCCUGAUGAAGAAAACAACUUCACUUAAUUUACAUCACUGAUAUCCUUUGCGAAAUGCAUGGAAGGUUACAGAAUAUGCUAAUAAUGCACUUCCUCCAUCUGCUACUCAGUCUUUUGUUCUUCAUUUUGUUUCUCGUCUUAAAAAAAAAACAGAAAAUUGAAACCUUUCACCAGAACGAGGCUUCAUGAACGAAACAUUCCUCAUCACAAAAAUAUCCCAUUCGGACAAACACGUCAUCGAUAAUUUCCACAAAUUGUUGCUAUUGAUAAUGCUUAUUAUUAUUACUAUUAUUAUUAUUAUUAUUAUUAUUAUUAUUAUUAUUAUUAUUAUUAAGGCGGCGAGCUGGAAGAAUCGUUAGCACGCCGGGUGAGAUGCUUAGCGGCAUUUCGUUCGUCUUUACGUUCGGAGUCCAAAUUUCGCCGUGGUCCACUUUGCCUUUCAUCCUUUCGGGGUCGAUAAAAUAAGUACCAGUUGCCCUUGUGGCAGAAUUUGAACCCACUUUUAUUAUUAUUAUUAUUAUUAUUAUUAUUAUUAUUA
Messenger RNA from Octopus bimaculoides (California two-spot octopus), 4563 nucleotides. Its product is annotated as regulating synaptic membrane exocytosis protein 2. Gene Ontology annotation, cellular component: presynaptic membrane; cytoskeleton of presynaptic active zone. Gene Ontology annotation, biological process: calcium ion-regulated exocytosis of neurotransmitter; regulation of synaptic plasticity; regulation of membrane potential. Lineage: Eukaryota; Metazoa; Mollusca; Cephalopoda; Octopoda; Octopodidae. Gene Ontology annotation, molecular function: small GTPase binding; transmembrane transporter binding. The record is from RefSeq and is a predicted model, not a curated record.